Molecule: messenger RNA, 1400 nt
Organism: Gastrolobium bilobum
Lineage: Eukaryota; Viridiplantae; Streptophyta; Magnoliopsida; Fabales; Fabaceae
Product: aspartic proteinase CDR1-like
Exons: 1
Coding region: 1-1287 (428 amino acids)
Cellular component (GO): extracellular region
Source: RefSeq, a predicted model, not a curated record
AUGGCAAACAUUCUCUGCUUCCAUUUGUUCUUCUUUGUUUUGUACAUGUUCUUAUGUCAAACACCAAUUGAAGCUUACAACGCCGGUUUUAGUGUUCAACUAAUCCACAAAAACUCACCCAAUUCUCCCUUCUACAAAUCAAAUAGACUUCAUAAAUAUAGACAUGGCUCAUUCCACCAAGUUCCCAAGAAAUCAUUAGCCACAAAUGGUCCUUUCACUGGAGUAACAUCCAACAAUGGCGACUAUCUCAUGAAGUUUACAUUGGGAACACCACCAGUGGACAUAUAUGGUUUGGUUGACACAGGCAGUGACCUUGUGUGGGCACAAUGUACACCAUGUAAUGGCUGUUAUAAGCAGAAAAGUCCAAUGUUUGAGCCCCUGAGGUCCAAAACAUACAGUGCUAUUACAUGUGAUUCAGAGCAGUGUAAUUCACUCUUUGGUCACUCAUGCUCUCCUCAAAAACUGUGUUCUUAUAGUUAUAGUUAUGCAGAUUCUUCAGUAACCAAAGGGGUGCUUUCAAAGGAAACAGUCACCUUUAGUUCCACCAAUGGGGAGCCUGUUGUUGUUGGAGAGAUUAUAUUUGGAUGUGGGCACAGCAAUACAGGAAUUUUCAAUGAAAACGAUAUGGGAAUAAUUGGACUGGGUGGGGGUCCUAUGUCACUUGUUUCACAAAUUGGUACCAUUUAUGGGAGCAAAAGGUUCUCUCAGUGCCUGGUUCCUUUUCAUACAGACCCUCACACUUCAGGUACAAUUAGUUUUGGUGAAGCCAGUGAUGUUUCAGGUGAAGGAGUAGUCACAACUCCUUUGGUCUCAGAGGAAGGUCAGACACCUUAUUUGGUCACACUGGAAGGCAUUAGUGUUGGAGACACAUAUGUGUCAUUUGAUUAUUCAGAAAUGCUUUCCAAGGGAAAUAUAAUGAUUGAUUCAGGUACACCAACAACAUAUUUACCACAAGAAUUUUAUGACCGUCUGGUUGAGGAAUUGAAGGUACAGAGUAACUUGAUACCCAUUGACGAUGACCCAGACUUGGGCACACAACUUUGUUACAGAAGUGAGACAAAUUUGGAAGGGCCAAUCUUGACUGCUCAUUUUGAGGGGGCAGAUGUGCAAUUGAUGCCAAUGCAAACCUUCAUUCCACCAAAAGAUGGAGUAUUCUGCUUUGCAAUGGCUGGCACUACUGAUGGAGUCUAUAUAUUUGGCAAUUUUGCCCAAUCUAACAUUUUGAUUGGAUUUGAUCUGGACAGAAAGAUGGUCUCCUUUAAACCUACUGAUUGCACCAAUCAGUAGAGAUGAUUUUAAUGUAACUUUCAGUGUUAUUUAUAGUCAUAUAUAUAAUUUGACUUGAGAUUGGCGUUGGGGUCAAGUGGAAGAUUAGAGAUAUAAUAUCUUCAUACAGCAUU